UCAUAAUUUAAGGUCAAGCUACGAGUUGAUCUCCCAUUCUUCAAGCUUUCGUGGUAUUUCUUCAGGGGCCGGUUGCACAAAGCCUAUAUAAGUCUACUUUAAGUUUCUAAAUAUGUUUUAUUUUUGCCUCUGAAUUGUACUGGGGCCGGAUAACUAUUCGCUGGAUAGGGAUUUUAUCCGGCGGUUAGCGCCUAUCCGGCGGAUAACUUAUCCACGCUUUGUGCAACCGGCCCCAGCAGAUUACUACUUUUUCAUCUAAACAUAUCUAAAUUGCUUUUCAUAGGCAUAAAUAAGAGUUGAGUUUUGUAAUCUAGUAGCCCUGUUGGAUUUUUCAGUGAGAGGGCCUGAGUACUAGUAGGAACAUUUCAGCUUCGCUUCAGCGCGGAGUAUUACAUUACAAAUGUUUUGAUCAUGGAAAUCUACGAAACCACAAGAUUUACCCAUUGAAAUCCGACCUGAUCAAACUUAUAAGUCUUCUACAAGUCGUAAAACAGAUUAAUAUGCGAAAUUCCAACAGCUGUACAUGUUUAACCGUUAUCUAUCUUGUACAAAAAGGAUAACGGCAGGCGCUAGAGAAGACAAUCGUCUCCACAUUGUCAACAGGAAAUGAGAUCAAUCAUCUAAUUGUAUUGCAAUGAUGUGAUGGCAUCCAGUAGUCUUGCUCGACUGAAGGCUGGUCUCUUGAGAAGCAAGCCAGAACCAAACCCUAAGCAAACAGCUAAGACAAAGAAAGACAACACUGCAGAAUAUGAAUCAGUUGAGGAUAGAUUUGAGAAGAAGAGAAAAUCCAAAAUCGAGGAUUAUGUGAGGCUAUCAAGAUCCUAUUCUGAUCUUGAUAUCCCUGGAACUUUAGUUAUAUCCAGUCAACUUGGUCUUUUUUCAAUGGACAAUGGAGGAAAAAAGCCUAGUAAAGGAAAAUUUGAACAGAAAGUAAAACCUGAAUGUUCUUCUACUGAAGGCAGGGCAGUGUUUUAUGAACCUGAUGCAGACAAAUUCCAAGAUAUUAGAUCUAGAUUCUCGCAAGCCGCUAAAGUGGAUGACCUGUUUAAGGAACAGCAAACUGAGGAGUUCUUGAAUCCCCUUCAUAAGGGAAACAAAAGAAGAAAACUGCCUAAUCCAGUAAAGAUAAACUCAGACACCCCAGUAAUACCUCACUUUGACAGCACAGAUAAACAGGAUGUCUUUGAAGAUACUAAAAGCAGUCCAUUGACUGCCCAGAAACAGCUUACCCCAAAGCCAUCACCACCCAGUAAGCCAUUUAAGCCAUCUCCUCCGCCUAAACCAAGCAUAGCCCCUAAGCCUUCCUUGGCUAUCAAACCAGCAAUUUCACCUAAACCAACAUUGAAACCAAAGCCAUCAUUGCAGGAGAUAAAACAGAAAGAGAUUAGGGUAACUAACUCUGAUAAAGAAUCCAAUCAAACUGUGCUUGAUCCAGAAACAACAACAGAAAAGCCCUGUCCACCACCAAGAAAUCGUAAGAAAAAAAUAAUAAAAAAUGAGGCUUAUACAAGUCUUAGACCUAGUCUAGUCACAUAUUUAGAUAAAGAAACCAUUUCUUCAAAAUAUCUCCCAUCACACACACAGGAAGUUCAAGUCACUCAAAAACAUGAUCAACAUGCUGAUCUUUACUCUCCUGCAGAAGAAAAAUGUGAGUCUGAUUUAAAUCAGCUUGGUAGUGCUUCAAAAGGGACAGUAUUUUACCUUUCGAUAGAUAAAGAGAAAUUUGAUGACUUUUCUGUCCAAGAAAUUAAAUGUGAAACAGGCCAUGAGUAUGAUGAUGUUGAAUGUAGCGAUGUACAUGUGUAUGAUGAUGUUGAAUGUAGGGAAGUACAUGAGUAUGAUGAUGUAGAACAAAGUGAAAAACCUUGUGAGGAUGCAAUUGAUAAAAAAUACCAAAUCAUGGAAGACAGUAAAGAAAAUCAAGAUGGAAGUCUUGAAUGUCAAGCCAAGGAUUCAAUAUGUGAUGGCACUCAAAAGAAAUAUCCUCAUCCCUAUGAAAAUGUCUUGGAAAAUCCCUCAUCAAAAACUAAUCCCUAUGAAAAUGUUGAACUUUCUAAUGGCCCCAGUGAGAGCCCAAAACCUGUUUAUCCAUAUGAGAAUGUUGAGCUAAAACAUGAGGAUCCAUAUGAUGUUGUUGCCAAUAGUGAUGAUAGCGAUGGCUGGGACUCUGAUGAGUUUGAUGAUGAGGAUGAUGAUAAUGCUACCCUUGGAGAAGACAGGAAUAAAAAACAAGAGCUGGAUUUGGUUUUUCCUGAUGCAAGAAGUAAGAAGCUCUACAACAUUGCCCACGAGAUUCUAACGACUGAAAGAGCGUAUGUUAAAAGACUUCGUCUGCUUGACAAGGUGUUUUUUGCUCGGCUGGAUACUGAAUGCUGUGCUCCAGGAUUAAUUACACCAGAGGUUAUGCAAGACAUAUUUGCCAACAUUGGGAGCAUCCAUAAGUUUCACAGUGACUUCUUGCUACCAAAACUAGAGGAGAGAAUGGCCCAGUGGACUACAAAUAACACCUUAGGAGAUAUUUUAAAGACCCUUGCACCAUUCUUAAAGAUGUACAGCGCAUAUGUUGGCAACUUCGAUAAGGCAAAUGAGACGGUUUCUGUCUGGUUAAAGAAACUGCCAAAGUUUGCAUCCGUCAUCAACGAAAUUCAGAGAAGCCCAGAAAGUGAGAACCUCACGCUUCAACAUCACAUGUUAGAGCCAAUCCAAAGAGUUCCACGUUACAAGCUGCUACUCACUGACUACAUCAACAAGUUGCCCGAGGAUUCACCUGAUGUUAAUGCCACAAAAGACGCCCUGGCGAUUGUUUCCAAAGCUGCACAGCAGUCCAAUGAGAUAAUGAAGAAGACGGAACGCUUCCAAAAGUUGCUUGAGAUUCAGGAGAGACUGCUUGAGCAAUCUGAUAUUAUUACACCCAGUAGGGAAUUCGUGAAGGAGGGGGUAAUACGUAAAGUGUCCGCCCGCAAGCAUGUUGGACAGCAGGACCGAUACCUUAUUUUGUUUAACGACAAGCUAUUGUGCUGCUCCAAGUUUCCUACCGGAAAGUUAAAGAUGAGAAUAACAAUGGACGUGGAUGGAAUGGCAGUCGGGGACGCUGGAGAGGACAUCGAUGAACCCAACACCUUCCGCAUCACCAGCAAGCAGAGAGUCGUGGACUUCUCCGCGGAGACUGAGGACGAAAAGGAACAAUGGAUAAAGGCAGUGAGUGACGUCAUUGCAGAGUGGAAGCGAAAAAUGGAAAGCUACAAGCGAGUCAACGAAGAGAAGGACAGCACUGUGCGCGACUCAUUACGUGAUAAUGAGCUUGGUACCAAAGCACCGGCGUGGAUCCGUGACGAAUCCGUGACCAUGUGCAUGUUGUGUGACGCGCUGUUCACGCUGACACGCCGCCGUCACCAUUGCCGUGCUUGCGGCGGUAUUUACUGCAAUGCGUGCUCCCACAAUAAAGCCCCCCUCGAGUACCGUGACGGCAAACUCUGCAGGGUAUGCCGAUCCUGCCGCGAGAUCCUAGUUCAUGGGGUCAAAAAAACACCCAUCGAGCAAAAAACGGCAUCGAUAGAUACCCGUAGGCUGGCAGUGAAAGAUAAAGUCCUUUUGUCUGGCUUCUUGGAGUAUCGGGGUAGUGUGGAGAAGCACUGGGUCAAACGGUGGUGUGUGCUUUCUGACAACUUCGUGUUCUACUCCUACAAAGCAAGAAAGGACACAAAGGCAGCGUUUAGUUUGCCUCUCCCAGGUUACACCGUGGACCAACCCAAUCUGGCAGAUAGCAUUGAGAAGAAGAUGGUGAUCAAGCUCCACCAUAAGAAUGUCGUAGUUCAUUUCUUCGCUGCUGAAAAUGAGAACAGUUUGAAAAGGUGGACUCAUCACUUGUCGUAUGCAGUCAAAGCAGAGACGAUUCCCGAGGACAUCACAGAGCCAUUGGACAACAAGCAACGGUCAGAGAGCUGUCUAAGCAACCAGUCAGAUGACAAGCAACGGUCUGAUAGCAAUUUGAGUAGCCAAUCAGAUGAGAAAUAGCCAAUACCAAUUAGUAUACUAAUUUAGUAUUAGUUUAAAUUUCCUAUUUAGAAGGGAAGGGACGUGAUACAAUUUCUCGAUAAAACGAUAUUUUAGAGGAAUAUGUUUUAUUUAGGAACAGAUGAUAAGAUAUUCGUUUAUACAACUGAGUGAUUAUAUAUACAUUAUGCAAACAGCCUCAACAUCCGUCAGAACUGCUGGCACGGACAUGACGGGACAACCUGGAAAAUUCGCAAUUCGA
This is a messenger RNA of Nematostella vectensis (starlet sea anemone), 4255 nucleotides long. Its product is annotated as FYVE, RhoGEF and PH domain-containing protein 1. Bases 643 to 4014 code for a protein of 1123 amino acids. The transcript is spliced from 15 exons. The record is from RefSeq and is a predicted model, not a curated record. Lineage: Eukaryota; Metazoa; Cnidaria; Anthozoa; Actiniaria; Edwardsiidae. Gene Ontology annotation, molecular function: guanyl-nucleotide exchange factor activity; metal ion binding; sequence-specific DNA binding. Gene Ontology annotation, cellular component: cytoplasm. Gene Ontology annotation, biological process: cytoskeleton organization; filopodium assembly; regulation of DNA-templated transcription.